CCCCCUUUCCUUCUCCCCUUUCCACUUCACUUCACUUCACUUCCCCUGGACCACCCUGUCUCCCAUCAUCCGCAGACUCACCACCUUCAGAACCCUCAAAAUGACUUACAAGAUCAACGUCUCGCUCAAGGACCCAAAGACCGCCGAUGCCAAGCACUAUGAAGAGGCAAAGAAGCAGGUCGAGGAGCAGGGCGGCAAGAUUGUCAACGAGUACAAGUUGAUCAAGGGAUUCACUGCCGAGUUCCCAGACGACAAGGUCCACGCUUUGGCCUCGAACGAGUUCUUGAACGUGGAGAAUGAUGGCAAGGUUACUACGCAAUGAGAGGUUGCGAUAGCGGAGUCAGACGAGUGAGAAUACGACACGAUGCUCUCGCAGGAUACGGCCUUCAUAGACGGAUAGGCCAUGAUAUACAAGAACGUUGAUUGACAGUGUGAUCUCCAGACUUCAUAUCAGGUAUGGUUGGUCUGGACACUCUCUAUAUUGACAGAGCCAAGAGCUUUAGGACGACUACCAAAGCAUUUGACCAUACUUUCGAGGAUGGUCAAGCAGUUCGUGGUCACCGUGAUUGGUAUCCUUUGUCUUGAGCAGGCAGAAAUGAAGGACAGAGGCUUUCCAUCAAUGGUCCCGCCGAGAAGGUCUUGGGAUUCUCGAUCAAGCGUAUCAUACUCGUCCACGUAUCCUAGUGCUGUGUAGGAAAUAUGCUCAUGUCAUUCCACAGGCUGCCAUGGAUGCCUGGAGAUAGCGGAGUGACCGGAGUAAUCUGGGCCUAACACGAAGCCGCGUGAAAGAAGCAGUCGUGGGCUAGGUGGUACUCUACAGACGCCUUCUGCACUUUCUGGAGGAUAUAGGUCAUGAAUAGAUUGCCCUCCAUCCCCCUACUAGACAAGAGAGCUUCCCAGGCAGCAAUACUCUCACUAUGAAUCAGACCAUUAACAACUUCAAGCAAAAGGGAAGAAGACUUCCCACGCCUUUCCAAGAACCCAUGGCACCCACAAAGCUUUCCAAGGGCAUCAGCAAGCCUCCACGCCGACGACAGACAAGUCUCAAACCCUUGCCUUCCCACGCGAUCUUCCCAACCGAGAAUACCCCCUCGAAGCCUUUCCGCAGCAGCAGCAACAGCAACAACAACACCAACAUCACCCUGCGUAUCAGCUUUCACAAAGGAAACUUCUCCCACUGGAACCCCACCACCUGGCAACCUCACACCUUUCCAGGUGUCAUCGACGCAACCAAACCUCUCAGCGACCUCCCCAAU
Messenger RNA from Sphaerulina musiva SO2202, 1256 nucleotides. RefSeq lists its product as uncharacterized. NCBI's taxonomy places the organism in Eukaryota, Fungi, Ascomycota, Dothideomycetes, Mycosphaerellales, Mycosphaerellaceae. The record is from RefSeq and is a predicted model, not a curated record. The transcript has 3 exons. The annotation marks the transcript as partial.